Molecule: messenger RNA, 1564 nt
Organism: Carassius auratus (goldfish)
Lineage: Eukaryota; Metazoa; Chordata; Actinopteri; Cypriniformes; Cyprinidae
Product: jun dimerization protein 2
Biological process (GO): regulation of transcription by RNA polymerase II
Cellular component (GO): nucleus
Molecular function (GO): DNA-binding transcription factor activity, RNA polymerase II-specific; RNA polymerase II cis-regulatory region sequence-specific DNA binding
Source: RefSeq, a predicted model, not a curated record
GUAUGUAAUAUGCAUGCAUCCAUAAUAACAGUAUCAAAUUAAGGGAGGCAGUUUUUGAAGGGGUACGGCUAGGAACGCUCCGGGCACACAGCACAGUACUGUUGAGGGAACUUCAGCUUGGCAGCCUAAAGCAUGUAAAGCGCUGACGGUGAACGGAAUGUUUGUUUUCUGGUUUCUAAGGGGUGGAGCGAGCCUGCUCCUCACUUCUCCACUUCUCCAUGUGUGUUUUCCCUGCAGUUCAUUUCUCAUCCUCCCUGCUGACGUCUGACUUCCGCAUUCCUCGCUCUUCCCGACCAGGGAUCAGCUCCAGACUCGAGCUGAUGCAACGAUUCCCGCUCUUCAAGAUCUACUCGCGACCUCCGGCUGACGUCACAAAGGGACUCCACUCGCUCACCUCGAGACCAAAGUCAGCUGUGAUCUCGGGUGUUUGUGACAUGAUGCCGGGACAGAUCCCGGACCCCUCGGUGACGGCCGGCUCACUGCCCAGUCUGGGUCCUCUAGCAGGCCUUUCUGCCUCCACACUGACUGAACACCUGAAGUACGCCGACCUCUGUAACCUCGGGGCCAUGCUGUCCCCUUUCCAUCUCCUGGGGAAGCUGGGCAAGCGGACGCUCCCUAUCAAAGCCGAGAAAGAUGAAGAGGAUGAGCGGAGGAAAAGAAGGAGAGAGAAAAACAAAGUGGCAGCAGCAAGAUGUCGAAACAAAAAGAAAGAAAGAACAGAGUAUCUACAGCGGGAAUCUGAGCGUCUGGAGAUGAUGAACUCAGAGCUGAAGUCACAGAUCGAGGAGCUAAAGCAUGAACGACAGCAGCUCAUACUGAUGCUCAAUCGCCAUCGGCCCACCUGCAUCGUGAGCACAGACAGCAUCAAGACGCCUGAGAAAGAGAGCAACCCUCUCCUGGAGCAGGUGGAGGCCAAAUGAGAAGAACCACACACUUCAUGACCACGUUACUGUUUACAGGUCAGCUCGUCUCCAGAGAGCUGAAGCACUUGGCUCGAAGCACUUGGACAUUUUAGGGAAGAGAGAAUUGCGUCUCUGACCUGCGAGGUUGGAGUUUAGAGACUAAACGAAGAAAAAAGAAAAACACACCGAUGGCCUGUGUGUUGGCGAAACUUUUGUGGGACAGUUUUUUUUCCGUUUUUCUUUUUUUUGGUCAUAAAGUGCCUUAUUUGUUUUAGUCCAUUUCGUUUUAUGGGAAGAAUUGUCUGUAGGUUGUUCUGAACUGAUGAAAACACUCAUUGAAUGGUUGGACAUGCAUGUUAACUGGAUGAUUCUUCACAGACCGUCUCAACAUUUAUUCACCAUUUGCUGCCUUCAGUUGGUGUUUUGUUUUCUGGCGCAGGCGUCAUGUAUGCACAUAUGUAUGAACUGUUUACAUCUUGCCAAUUUAUUAUAGUUAUCUAGUAUAUAAAUAUAUGAUUUUUAUACUUCCUGUACAUGGACUUAUCACUAGAUGUGAUACAUUUUAUGCAACAAUUUCAUAACCUCUAUUUCUGUGACUUAUUCAAUUUGUUGUAUAGCUGUGAAAACUGCAAUUACAAUUAUUAAACAAGUGAUUUCCAAAA